This is a messenger RNA of Meloidogyne enterolobii, 612 nucleotides long. The record is from the annotation of a GenBank genome assembly. Lineage: Eukaryota; Metazoa; Nematoda; Chromadorea; Rhabditida; Meloidogynidae.
UUUCAUCAAGUUGAAGAAACCGGUAUUGACCAUCGAAAAUCAAAACAAGAGAAGAAAAAAGAAGAUAAAAAAGAUGAGUUGGAAAACGGUGAAAAAAUAGAUGAAAAUCAUUAUAAGAAAAAGUUGAUAGAAAUGAUAGAAAAACUUAAAAAUGAGGCAGUUAAGAAAGGAAAUCAAGACAAGUUUAAUGAAACAGCAAUGCCAUUUAUUCAAACUAUAACAGAUACAGGCAAAAUGCAAAAAUGUUUUAACACAGUUAUAGAAAUAAAAAAGUUUGAUAAAGAAAUUCUCCAAUUCUUUAAAAAUGCUCCAAUGUUUGAAAAUUUUGUAAAAUAUUUCUACACACGUUCUGAAAACAUAAAGAAGAUAAAAAAGACGUCAAAAACACUUAAGAAAAAUUUUGCGGUUUGUUUAUAUGUAAUUAAGAAGGUGAAAACAUUUGAAAAGAGGGGUUUUAAGGAAUAUUAAAAGAUAAAGAGGAAGCAACGUUCCCAGUUUUACAGUCGGCUGAGCAUUUAUACGUUGUCUUUUGCCGAAAUGGCUUAUUAACUUAGUUGAUCUAUUUAUUACAAAAUUUGAGAAUCUUAGUAGGGCAAGAAGCCGAGUUAUUUU